Molecule: messenger RNA, 3409 nt
Organism: Polyodon spathula (Mississippi paddlefish)
Lineage: Eukaryota; Metazoa; Chordata; Actinopteri; Acipenseriformes; Polyodontidae
Product: electrogenic sodium bicarbonate cotransporter 4-like
Exons: 25
Coding region: 253-3291 (1012 amino acids)
Biological process (GO): bicarbonate transport; transmembrane transport; regulation of intracellular pH
Cellular component (GO): plasma membrane
Molecular function (GO): monoatomic anion transmembrane transporter activity; sodium:bicarbonate symporter activity; solute:inorganic anion antiporter activity
Source: RefSeq, a predicted model, not a curated record
UUUCCACCGCUUUCCCUUCGCUGCGCUCCCCUCCACUCGAUCUGGCAAAGCUGUCGUCAGUCAGUGCUGAGUCAAGCCCAGCAAAGUGCCUGUAAUCUGUUGUGCUAGUCUGAGAGGGUACUUGGCAAGCCGAGACAGAGCCAGGGGAGAAAGGGAGCUGAAAGCAGAGAUAGAGCCAGGGGAGAAAGGCAGCUGAAAGCUGGCUGAGCGCUCAGCACCACGUCCACUGGAAAGGGGGGAAGGAGAACCACAAUGUCCAACACCAGCCUAGUUUCCCCAGCUGCGGAGCGCCUGCGCUAUAUCCUGGGGGAGGAAGAUGAGCUGCCUAACCCCACCCUCUUCACAGAGAUGGAUACACUGCAGCACGACGGGGAUGAGCUGGAGUGGAAAGAGUCUGCCAGGUGGGUGAAGUUCGAGGAGAAGGUGGAGGAAGGAGGGGAGAGGUGGAGUAAACCCCACGUCUCCACCCUGUCUCUGCACAGCCUGUUUGAAUUGAGGACCUGUCUACAGACUGGGACAGUCCUGCUGGACCUAGAGGGCUACUCCCUACCACAGAUCAUAGACGAUAUAAUCGAGAAGCAGAUUGAGGACGGGCUGAUCAAGGCUGAGCUCCGGGACAAGAUCAGCUAUGUGUUACUACGAAAACACCGUCACCAGACCAAGAAGCCUAUCCACCGCUCACUGGCUGACAUGGGCAAGUCCGUCUCCACCACCUCCAACCGCAGCCCCAGUCGAAGCCCCAGUGCCAGGGCUAAUCUCCACCGCUCCUCCGAGGACCUGAGAGCGAGGCAGGCUGGUAGUUACGGACGCCUACGUCAAGCUCACAGCCGCAGUAUGAAUGAUAUCUCUGACACCCUGAGCACAGACCAGCUGAAGAACAAGUUCAUGAAAAAGAUCCCUCGCGAUGCUGAGGCCUCCAACGUGCUGAUCGGGGAAGUGGACUUCCUGGACAAACCUUUUGUGGCGUUCGUCAGGCUGGCACAGGCCACCACGCUGGGGGGCCUCACAGAGGUACCUGUGCCCACCAGGUUCUUGUUUGUAUUGCUGGGUCCUAAGGGUAAAGGAAAGUCCUACAAUGAAAUUGGCAGAGCCAUCGCCACAAUCAUGGUUGAUGAUCUGUUCAGUGAUGUGGCCUAUAAAGCGCGGGAUCGUGAUGACCUCAUUGCGGGGAUCGAUGAGUUCCUGGAUGAAGUCAUUGUCCUGCCCCCGGGGGAGUGGGACCCCACCAUCCGUAUCGAGCCCCCCAAGAAGAUCCCCUCCGCCGAAAAGAGGAAGUCGGUGUUCUCUCUGAACGAGGCCGGUCAGGUGAACGGCUCGGCGGGCGGGGGGGGCGGGCCCAGUGAUGACGAGGAGAUGCCAGCACCGCACGAGCUGGGAGAGGAGCUGCAGUGGACUGGGAGGUUCUGUGGAGGUCUAUACCUGGAUAUGAAACGCAAGCUGCACUGGUUCCCCAGCGAUAUCUACGACGGGAUUCACAUCCAGUCCAUCUCUGCCAUCCUCUUCAUCUACCUGGGCUGCAUCACCAACGCCAUCACCUUCGGGGGUCUGCUGGGGGAUGCCACGGACAACUAUCAGGGUGUGAUGGAGAGUUUCAUUGGCACGGCAAUGGCUGGCUCAGUCUUUUGUUUAUUUGCUGGGCAGCCUCUCAUCAUCCUGAGCAGCACAGGACCCAUCCUGAUCUUUGAGAAGCUGCUCUUUGACUUCAGCAAGGGUAAUGAUAUUGACUACAUGGAGUUCAGGCUGUGGAUUGGUCUUCACGCCUGCCUGCAGUGUCUCGUCCUGGUUGCCACGGACGCCAGCUUCAUCAUCAAGUACAUCACGCGCUUCACCGAAGAAGGCUUCUCCACCCUCAUCUCCUUCAUCUUCAUCUACGACGCCAUCAAGAAGAUGAUCGGAGCCUUCAAGUACUACCCAAUCAACUCGGAGUUCAAGCCUGACUACGUGACGGCUUAUAAGUGCGAGUGUGUGGCUCCAGACCCAGUGGCUGCAUCGAUCUUCAAUGGUUCAGCUCCGUUUUCUCCAAACGACACUAAUGUUUCUGUGUACAAUCCUGUCAAUGUCACAGCGCUGGACUGGAGCCAGCUCAGCAAGAAGGAGUGUCUGAAGUACGGAGGCAGUCUGUUGGGUAACACCUGUAAGUACGUGCCUGACCUGGCCCUCAUGUCCUUCAUCCUCUUCUUCGGAACCUACUCCAUGACUGUCACACUCAAGAAGUUCAAGUUCAGCCGCUACUUCCCCACCAAGUUCCGGAACCUCCUCAGUGACUUUGCUAUAGUCUUAUCCAUGCUGAUGUUCUGCGGUCUUGAUUUCUGGAUCGCGCUGGACACCCCGAAACUGCAUGUCCCCUCGGAGCUAAAGCCGACACGCGCAGACCGUGGCUGGAUUGUCCUGCCCUUUGGGAAGAACCCCUGGUGGGUGUACGUGGCCAGCGCCCUGCCCGCCCUCCUCGUCACCAUUCUCAUCUUCAUGGACCAGCAGAUCUCGGCAGUCAUCGUCAACCGCAAAGAGCACAAGCUGAAGAAGGGCUGUGGCUACCACAUGGACCUGUUCUGGGUGGGGCUUCUGAUGGCGGUUUGCUCCUUCAUGGGGCUCCCCUGGUAUGUCGCCGCCACUGUCAUCUCGAUCGCUCACAUCGACAGCCUGAAGAUGGAGACGGAGUCCAGCGCGCCCGGAGAGCAGCCCCAGUUUCUGGGAGUCCGGGAGCAGAGGUUAACUGGGACUAUUGUCUUCAUCCUGACGGGAGUCUCUAUCUUCCUGGCUCCUGUUCUGCAGUACAUCCCCAUGCCAGUGCUGUAUGGAGUCUUCCUCUACAUGGGUGUGGCCUCUCUCAAUGGAAUCCAGUUCUGGGAUCGUUGUAAGCUCUACCUCAUGCCUGCCAAGCACCAGCCGGACUACACCUUCCUCCGUCACGUGCCACUGCGCCGGGUCCACCUCUUCACCGUGGUGCAGAUCGUCUGCCUCACCGUGCUCUGGGUCCUCAAGUCCACCGUGGCAGCCAUCAUCUUCCCCAUCAUGAUCCUGGGCCUGAUCAUCGUUCGUAAGAUGCUUGACUGGGUCUUCUCUCAGCAUGACCUGGCCUGGCUGGAUGAUAUCCUCCCCGAGAAAGACAAAAAGAAGGAGGAGGACAAGAAGAAGAAGAAGAACAAGAAGGGGAGAGGAGAGGAGGGAGGCAGUGAGGACGAGUCUAAGCCCCCCGUCCCCCCGCCUGUAAAGAUCCCAAUGGACACCCUGCCGCCUGACCCUGUCAACAGCUCUCCAUCUCCAGACAGAGAAGGGGCGCCCGUACUCUAACUGUUCUCCCAGCGAGUCGGAGCUGGAUCGCAGCAUCACGCUCCACCUGAAGAUCUCCUGCCCGUCCUCCUCUCCUGCUGUCAGUUACUCUCGGAGCUCCGUGUGCGCCGUGCCCCAG